Molecule: messenger RNA, 4582 nt
Organism: Cricetulus griseus (Chinese hamster)
Lineage: Eukaryota; Metazoa; Chordata; Mammalia; Rodentia; Cricetidae
Source: RefSeq, a predicted model, not a curated record
AUGAUGCAGAAGUGUAACUGUAACCCCGACCCACUUGGGUCUCGGGAUCUGUUGUGGUUUGCCGCCGCGGUUGCUGCUCAAGCGUUUGGAGUUUGCUCGUGUCCAGCACCGAGUCAAAUGCAAGUUCCAUCUGGGUAUGGGUUGCCUCAUCAAAACUAUAUGGCCCCGUCAGGACAUUACUCUCAAGGACCUGGGAAAAUGACCUCAUUGCCAUUGGAUAACCAGUGUGAUAAUUACUAUUCUCGUCCGUAUACAGUACCAACACAAAAUGUGGGGACUCCCAGCUCAGCAAACCAACCAGGAGCACAGCAGAUGUAUGGCAGAGGUCCCCCUGCCCCUCACAUGGGGGGAUCCACUCCAGGAUCUUUCCAAGGAGCUCCGGCCUCAGCAUCCCAUUCAUAUACGAGUGCCUCCCAGCCCUAUUCCUCUUUUGGGAAUCGCUACAGUAGUCCAGCCACAUAUCCUGCCAGCUCUUGUGCUUCUCAGGGCUACCCCUCCACGUGUAGUCAUUACCCUGCCUCAACUGUUUCUAGUGUUGUCUAUCCUAAUGUUUCAUAUCCCUCACUGCCUGCCAGUGAGCCGUAUGGGCAAAUGUUUACCUCACAGAGUGCUUCGUCUGCCAGGCCAGCUAAAGAUUCGUAUUCUGGCCCCAGCACAGCUGUUACCUAUCCAUCCCGACCUCCACCUCCACCUUCCCAGCAUCACCAGCAGCAGCAGCAGAGUCAUUCAGGAUAUAGUUCUGUACCGUGGUCAGCUCCCGGCCUUCCUUCCACCCAAGACAAUCUUAUCCGAAACCAAAUGGGAUCCCUGACUCCAGCCAACAACCACCCUUCAAAUAAUGAAAAUGUCCAGCCUCCCAAGUCCAGCUCCGUAGUGUCCACAGUCUUGCCAGGACCCUCAUCAUCAAGAAUGCCUCCUGCUCCGAGUCACCCGGUUGGGCCUUUGCCCUCAGCUCUACCACCCCCAGAGCAAAUGCAGACCAAAGUCAGGUUUCCAGUACCUAGCCAUGCUGGAUGUGGCAAGUGGCGCCUGAACAGAGACCCUGGACUAUGGGGAACUUGCAUCGGUCGGAUGAGGGAACGCCCCCCAGAGAAGUUCGCAAUUAAAGGCAUGCAGUAUGGUGACUAUGUUAAUAAUCAAGCUAGCUCCACACCAACUCCCUUGUCAUCAGCUUCCGAUGAUGAGGAAGAGGAGGAUGAGGAUGAGGAAGCAGGUGUUGACAGCUCCUCUACCACAAGCAGUGCUUCGCCCUUGCCCAACAGCUACGAUGCCCUGGAAGGAGGCAGCUACCCAGAUAUGCAUUCUUCUUCAGCAAGCAGCCCUGCUCCUGAUCGUGCCCUGGAACCUAACCCCACCCUCGCCCAGGCCCUGUCUGCAGCUCCUACUCCCACUGCUUCUCACCCCACGAAGGUGGCAAAGCCAUUUGGCUAUGGCUACCCAACUCUUCAACCUGCUUAUCAGAAUGCAGCACCACCUCCAAGCUCUGGCGGACAUCCCGGUGGCCCAGGGUAUUCUGGGUAUCCGCAGCAUUACCCGGGUGUGAACCAGCUGUCCUCCAGUUUAGGAGGACUAAGUCUACAGAGUUCUCCACAGCCAGAAAGCCUCAGACCUGUGAACCUCACCCAGGAGAAGAACAUCUUACCUCCGACUCCUAUUUGGGCUCCUGUGCCUAAUCUGAGUACAGAGCUCAGCAAGUUAAACUGUAGCCCAGAUUCAUUCCGCUGCACCCUGACAAAUAUCCCACAGACACAGGCUUUACUGAAUAAAGCUAAGCUUCCCUUAGGAUUGCUGUUACACCCCUUCAGAGACCUGACGCAAUUGCCAGUGAUAACGUCAAACACUAUUGUGAGGUGCCGAGCGUGUCGGACGUACAUCAACCCCUUCGUGUCCUUCAUUGACCAGCGUAGGUGGAAAUGCAACCUGUGCCAUAGAGUUAAUGAUGUUCCCGAAGAGUUUCUGUACAACCCGCUGACUCGGUCUUAUGGAGAACCUCACAAACGGCCGGAAGUUCAGAAUUCAACUGUGGAGUUCAUUGCUUCCUCGGACUACAUGCUUCGUCCUCCUCAGCCUGCAGUCUACUUGUUUGUUUUAGACGUGUCUCACAAUGCAGUGGAAGCUGGAUAUUUGUCAGUUUUAUGCCAGUCAUUACUAGAAAACUUAGACAAGCUCCCUGGGGAUUCACGAACAAGGAUAGGAUUCAUGACUUUUGACAGCACUAUUCAUUUCUACAACUUACAAGAAGGCUUGUCACAGCCCCAAAUGUUGAUUGUGUCUGAUAUAGACGAUGUUUUUCUGCCCACACCGGAUAGUUUGCUUGUAAAUCUGCAUGAAAGUAAAGAGCUUAUAAAAGACUUACUCAACGCAUUGCCAAAUAUGUUCAUCAAUACCAGAGAAACACACAGUGCCCUCGGACCUGCACUUCAGGCUGCCUUCAAACUAAUGUCUCCCACGGGUGGCCGAGUGUCUGUGUUUCAGACACAGUUGCCUUCCCUGGGGGCAGGACUUCUGCAGUCCAGAGAAGAUCCAAAUCAGAGGUCGAGUACCAAGGUUGUGCACCAUCUUGGCCCUGCAACUGAUUUUUAUAAGAAACUUGCUUUGGAUUGCUCAGGACAGCAAACUGCAGUGGAUUUGUUCCUUCUAAGCUCACAGUAUUCUGACCUUGCUUCUUUGGCAUGCAUGUCCAAGUACUCUGCAGGGUGCAUAUUCUACUACCCAUCCUUCCACUCUGCUCACAACCCUUCGCAAGCAGAAAAGUUACAAAAAGACCUCAAACGGUACCUCACCAGGAAAAUUGGAUUUGAAGCUGUUAUGAGAAUAAGGUGUACUAAAGGUCUCUCAAUGCACACUUUCCACGGGAACUUCUUUGUCCGUUCCACUGACUUGCUGUCUCUUGCCAACAUCAAUCCUGAUGCUGGAUUUGCAGUGCAGCUGUCAAUUGAAGAGAGCCUGACAGACACUUCCUUAGUGUGCUUUCAGACAGCCCUGCUCUAUACGUCAAGCAAAGGUGAACGGAGAAUUAGAGUUCAUACACUCUGCUUGCCAGUGGUGAGUUCACUCGCAGACGUCUAUGCAGGAGUGGAUGUGCAAGCCGCCAUUUGCCUUCUGGCUAACAUGGCUGUGGAUCGCUCGGUGUCCUCAAGCUUGUCAGAUGCCAGGGAUGCCCUGGUGAACGCUGUGGUUGACCCCCUGUCUGCCUACAGCUCCGCAGUGUCAAGUGUGCCGCGCUCCGUGCUGACAGCACCCAGCUCCCUCAAGCUGCUCCCACUCUAUGUUUUGGCGCUUCUCAAACAGAAAGCAUUUAGAACAGGCACAAGCACACGCCUGGAUGAUCGUGUGUUUGCCAUGUGCCAGAUGAAGUCUCAGCCGCUUGUUCAUCUAAUGAAAACGAUUCAUCCCAACUUAUACAGGAUAGACAGGCUGACGGAUGAGGGUGCCAUACAUGUUAAUGACAGGGUAGUACCUCAGCCAUCACUUCAAAAACUGUCUGCAGAGAAGCUGACCAGAGAGGGGGCUUUCCUCAUGGACUGUGGCUCAGUCUUUUACAUCUGGAUUGGCAAAGGUUGUGACAAUAACUUUAUAGAGAAUGUGCUUGGGUACCCUGAUUUUGCAGCAAUACCACAGAAAAUGACACAUCUUCCAGAACUAGACACGCUAUCAUCAGAGAGAACUAGAUCCUUUAUAACGUGGCUUCGAGACAGCCGACCAUUAAGCCCAGUCCUUCACAUGGUCAAAGAUGAGAGUCCUGCCAAAACAGAGUUUUUCCAGCAUUUGAUUGAAGAUCGCACGGAGGCUGCAUUCUCUUACUAUGAGUUUCUGAUUCACAUUCAGCAGCAGAUUUUUAAGUGAAAUCCACAAAAGUGAGUCAGGACAGACGCUCCACAGCCAGGGAAAGCACCAUCCAUCAGAGAAGCACAGGAGACUUGACACGAGCUGUUGUUGGAAGACACGAUGCACAUCACUCUGUCUGAGGCUUGGGCCGGAGAUAGAGGGCAAGAGGGAGCAAGAGUCCCUCCCUCCGGACGACGCUGACCCACCCAGCGUGCCCGAGUUGGUUUCUACACACUUCCAGAAGUGCAGCAGUACAGUGCUCUUCUGAGAGCCUGCAGACUCGAGGACUGUGUGGAAUGACAUGUCAUAGUCUAAACUAGAUAAAGUCGUCUUCUUACAAUUAACAUUUCUGGACUUGAACUCUGACAAGAGAGGCCAAAGGGCAGCAGUACUGUGUCACUUGUUUGUAUGAAUUACUUUUUAACAGGAAUGAUUCAUAUUCAUGAAAUGAAUUCAACAUUUUCCCUGUAAAGGCACUAGAGUUUCAGUACAUGAGCUAUAGGAAAAAAUAUAUAUAAUGUACAUAAGUGUUACAUUUGUAAAGAAAAUAUAAAAUGUAACUAAGAACAUGAAUUGCUAAACUGUGCUACAUUGUUGGAUGACAACUCUUUGUCACAGCUAGGGAAUGAGGUUGACUAAUGCAUAUUAUGAAUUGAGUCCACAAAAGAAACACAAAACUCUUUGUAAUUCUGUUAAAUCUUUUAUGUGGAUUUAUUUAUGAUCAGCCUACUAAUUAAAAAUAUUUUGCUUGACA